AUGAUGCGCAAGUUUUACCGCAGCAGCCUGUGGCUAACAGGGCAGAGAAUUGAAUCUGAAUUCAGCCCACCGGUGAAGAAAAAGGGAAAUAAUACAAAAUUUCCGCAAUUUUUCACCAUUAAACGGCCCCAGCGCCCGCCAGGAACCAACCCCUAUUUAUAUAGCAAAUUUUCAGUUGUUACUAAGAAUUUCCGCGUAGUAUGCGAUGGCUUUGCUUACCGUGUUAAUGCCAGUGCAAGCGCCCGCAAAAAUGUUUUAGUGCGCUUUUCGGCGAGGCAGCGGCGGGCCGCGCAAAUUAAGAGCGGCAUACGAUAA
Molecule: messenger RNA, 315 nt
Organism: Trypanosoma grayi
Lineage: Eukaryota; Euglenozoa; Kinetoplastea; Trypanosomatida; Trypanosomatidae
Exons: 1
Coding region: 1-315 (104 amino acids)
Source: RefSeq, a predicted model, not a curated record